Messenger RNA from Trichoplusia ni (cabbage looper), 2087 nucleotides. It is a transcript of the gene mdy, whose product is annotated as diacylglycerol O-acyltransferase 1. Gene Ontology annotation, cellular component: endoplasmic reticulum membrane. Lineage: Eukaryota; Metazoa; Arthropoda; Insecta; Lepidoptera; Noctuidae. Gene Ontology annotation, biological process: triglyceride biosynthetic process. Gene Ontology annotation, molecular function: diacylglycerol O-acyltransferase activity. The coding region runs from base 184 to 1659 and encodes 491 amino acids. The record is from RefSeq and is a predicted model, not a curated record. The transcript is spliced from 12 exons.
GACAGCUAAGAAUUUGACAUUAUUUAGGAUUCGGAUGUUGAUUUUGUGCUGUGUACGGAUUUGAAUUUUUUUUUUUACCGAAUGUAUAUAAUUUAAACAACAGAAUAAAAACAUUACUUUGUUAUGUUUUGCUAAAUAAGUAACUUCAAUAGCUUUCGGUUGGUUGAUGUUAAGUAGUGAAAAAUGACUUCAGAAACUGAAGAGAAGGCCCUGCGCUAUAGGCGAGCACAGAGUGUGUCUAAAGCAGAGGAAAUAACUGAGCAAGAGAAGAGAGUAAGGAAAUUACAAUUGGAUAAGCCCAUUCACACUCCCAGGGACUCGUUAUUCUCAUGGAGCUCAGAAUUCAACAACUUCACGGGUUUAGUCAACUGGGGUUUCUUGAUGCUCUCCGUUGGCGGAGUUCGUUUAGGACUUGAAAACUUCUUAAAGUAUGGGCUGCGUGUAAACCCUUUCGAGUGGUUCAUAGUGUUGACAGGAUACAAUGAGGGCACCAGUAGCCAAUAUCCAUCCUUCAUUUUAAUAGUGUUUAGCAUUGUUCCUAUAGUAAUCAGCCUUCUUAUUGAAAAGGGAAUAGCAGUUGAUUUUCUACCAGAAAAGUUUGGAGUAGGAUUGCAGAUAUUCAACAUGUUCUUCUUAGUAUCCUUGCCAGUGGUCGUUUUGAAUUUUAAGGGAAACGAUUUUAGUUUUGUGGGUAUAACAUCAGUCUGCAUGCUUUAUCUAAUAAUAUUCUUAAAACUUUGGAGUUACACGCAAACGAACUUCUGGUGCCGGAGCGGUUUGAAGAAAAAGUAUUUAGACAACAAACUCAGGCGACAGAGUUUAUCAGCACCCAAUUGGAAUAAACUAAUAACUGCCGAACAUGAUCAAAGUAAGGAAGACCUGAUUAAUGAUUCGCCGGCGGCUGCUAAGCUGACGAAGUAUCCUGAUAACCUGAAUUUGAAAGAUUUGUUUUACUUUAUGUUGGCCCCUACCCUGUGUUAUGAGUUGAAUUACCCUCGCACCGACCGAAUCAGAAAGAGAUUUGUCAUCAAAAGGUUGUUGGAGUUGAUAUUUGGAGUGAAUCUCGUAUUGGCGUUGUUCCAGCAAUGGAUGAUCCCUACUAUUAUCAACUCUGUAGACACAUUCGCCAAAAUGGACCCCAUCAGGAUUACAGAGCGAUUACUUAAGUUGGCUGUGCCUAACCAUUUACUCUGGCUGUGUUUCUUCUACCUGACCUUCCAUUCGUUCCUAAACCUGAUGGCGGAGCUGCUUCAGUUCGCCGACCGCAAGUUCUACGGCGACUGGUGGAAUGCCAACAACAUAUCCACGUUCUGGAACUCUUGGAACAUGCCCGUACACAUGUGGGCGGUCAGGCACGUCUACAAACCUAUCACUGGAUUGGGAUACACAAAGUUCUUCGCCGGUAUCGUCGUUUUCGCCAUUUCUGCGCUUUUUCACGAAUAUUUGGUUAGUGUUCCUCUUCAAAUGUUUAGAAUUUGGGCCUUCUUGGGUAUGAUGGCCCAACCGCCCCUAGCGAUAAUCUCCCGCCACGCCGAAGUUAGGCUCGGUCCCCGUUGGGGCAACAUUAUGGUGUGGAGUUCGCUGAUUUUGGGCCAGCCGCUUGCCAUCAUGAUGUACUUCCAUGACUAUGCCAUGCUGCAUUUCAAACCAGUACAGUAAAUCAAAACAGAAAUAAAAAGACGGAUUACAAAUUAAUAAGCAAGCAACAGAAGAUGUUGACGUAUAGCUGUAGGCAUAAGAAGAACAAAAAUAUCGCCGCCAUUAAAAAGUAAAACAAAUAUUCGUGUUUUGUUAAUUGAAAAUUAGGAUUCAAAUAUCGAUCCGUCUUUUUUUUUCAUUUGAAGUAAUAGCCAAUGUUAAUAAAUAUGUACACAGUAAAGAGGGAUUAAUUAGAAAUAAAGGGUACUCUCUAUAAAAAUAGCAUAAGCAUAAGUGAUUGUGUCCAAAAUGAGCCAAAUUAUAACUUAGAUUAUUAAGAAUAAUUGAUGCCAUAACAAAUUAGUUUAUAGAUUUUGUAUGAAAAUUGAGAUUUAUAUUUAUGAAUUUUACCAAUUCUUUUUGGCGGUCGGAGCUUAGUAUAUAGUAAA